Gryllus bimaculatus (two-spotted cricket) is the source of this 2331-nucleotide messenger RNA. The record is from the annotation of a GenBank genome assembly. Lineage: Eukaryota; Metazoa; Arthropoda; Insecta; Orthoptera; Gryllidae.
AUGAACAAGACGCGGUGGCUGCCAGUGGACUACAGGAAGGAGAUUGGGAAGAUAGAGAAAAAUCGAGAUCAGGAAGCGAAUGACGAAUCUAAAGACAUGUCAACUGCAUCUACAAAUUUGCACCUGUACCUGAUGAUGGAGACACGUUUAAUCUCCGAAACCUAUUACGAGUUAAAUAAAACGAAAAAAAUUGAUUAUCCAGGAAAAAACACCGCUACUAGUAGUGUUAUGAAGCAGCGAAGUUCUCUUGCAGGAGCAGAAUUCUUGGCAUGUCGAGAAGUUGUAGUCUAUAUACACAAUACUAUACUGAUACGUUAUUGCAGUACUGAUUGUUAUUUGGAUUAUACUUCAGUGCCUAAAUCUAAAUUUGACUUGAAGGAGUGCAAUAUGGCCGACAGAGACCGCCUCUUGGAGCUGUUGCAGUCGGAGCCCUCGUGGCAUGGAGACCACCUCUUCGCAGAAAAUCUGCGCUGGAUGGCCUACAUGGGCGCGCACACGGGCCCCAACCCUCGCCAUCUCUCCUUCGUGCAGAUGGCAAUGCGAACCGUCCUGGGUGCACUCCAUGCAUUAGGGUACCGAAACGUCAUUGUAUGUUUCGCGACCGAUUUUGGUUCAAUCAUAAUGGCUUAUAGUUUGGCCGUCUUUGUGACGUCAUUUUCAAAAACGACGCUGGUGAUGUGCGCUCUCUUAGAAGAGCUCUCAGGGACGCUGGGCCGCAUAGGACACGACCAGGGACCAGAGGAGGAGGAUGUCACCUUCCACGAGCGCAUGAAGAGAGAGCUCGCAGACGCCAUUAGGAGACAUCAGAUGCUGCUGGAGCGAACGCCGUGGGUACGGCAGCAUAUGACAGCGGCUGGCCCAAUGGAAGCAUCUCCGUCCAGCGCUCUAUCUUGUUGACGCUGGGUCAAGGCCAAAGAGGCUUCAUGCUCACCGCCAGCUUCAUUCCGGUCAACUUGGUCACCCUGCAGCAGAUCCUCAACGCCGCAGGCUCCUACAUGAUGGUGCUGCUAGCGGUGAGCGAGAGCGACAGUUCCAACGCUGAUUCUGAUAUUUUAGCAGCUGUGGAGAACAUCUUGCCCUAGUAUUGAUAAUCGCGUAAUAAUUAUCACUCUAGAUAACAUAGGGUAUUUCCUAAAUGAAAUUGCAGAACAAUGAGAAUAUUGUAGAAAUAUGCAAGUGGAUGUUGCUUUUAGAUACAAACAUUCAUUAACAUUAUUUAAUAUGGUAGUGACAUUUCUCACGCUGGCUCUCAAACCUCAUAGGUAGGAAAACAUAAGACUGUUUAUAUAGAGUUACGGUGAGUCGUAGAUUAUUGCACUAGAAUCGUUUAAGUUAUAUAAGAUUCAAACGAACCUUAUAAACUAUUAUGAUAACUACCGUUAAGUCCAUUGAUUUUUUUAAAUACUUUCUUUUCAUCAGGGCUGUCUUUGACAUUGACAGUGAAUGCAUUUUCGUAGUACAAUUUCUUCACAUCAGCGGAACCAUUGCAUACUCACAAAAAUACCGAGUGAUUUUUUCUUCUUCGAGCGAUAUAAAAAUUCGCCUUAAAACUCUUCAGAAAACGCAUACUAUAUCACAUACUACUCAGUGUCUCACAUUGUAUUUAUUAGGUGAGGUAUCAAACACUGCACAUGUCCCUCCAUAUGAUCAGUUGGUGUGUAAUGUAAACGUGGCAUAAAAUAAUUCCACGAUUCUGUAUAACCUUUCACAAAGCACUGUGAGAGGAAAGAUGCCAGACAUUGUUUAUCACCCAGUAAAUUCACUUGUUUUAUCGUCUAAUAUGUCAUUUAUGUGUGAUGUUUUAAGCAGUUUAUAAAUGAGUGAAGGAGGGUCGGUCAGAAAGCAAUGUCCCACGUUUGUUUUCUCCAGAAAUAUUAUUCGAAGAACCUAACAAUUGUACAUAUUAUUAUUACAUUGUUCUUCUACUUGUUCUAUUUUCCCAAACAAUUUCCAUGGUCUUAUACAGUCUUGAGCGAACGUGAAACAAGGGCGAGCAUGCCUUGCCGAGACCAAAUCUUUUCCUGACGGCGUAGCCGUUCGCGAACCACACUGGUGUCAUCAAAUUUUCUUCCGCGAAUAUCGUUUUUCAUUGGCCUAAAGAGAUGAAAAUCAAAGGGGUCAAUAUACGAACUAUAUGGUGGAUGGGUAAGCAUAACCUAUUUUGUCAGUGCUUCUCAACGACGACCUCAAUUACAGCACGCUGUUUGUGCCGCACGUCGUCUACAGUCACCGGUUUAACAGUUCAUUAAGGAACUGCCAUCUGUAAGAGAGAGACUUGAAACUUCAUCCACUAACGCUGAGAAAACAAACCUUUGAAAGUUUACUUUCUGA